GUGGUGUUACACUGAUUCUUGUCCCCUUCCCCUGCUGCAGUCAACAUGGCCGUUGCGGGUUGUGCCAAAUUCCUUCUUCAGAGAUCAUCGCCAAGGUUAAUAUUCCCCUUCAGGUCAACGCCGGCUUUCAUCAGUCCGUUUCAAUGCCGGGGCCAUCGUUUGGGCCCGAGUGAUGACGAAAUGUAUCAGCGUACCACAGUGUCCGUGAUGAAGAAGGAGCCAGGAAGCGGCUUCAUCAUCCUCGGUUACAGCGCACAAGGAUUUAACAUUAAUGGCAACAAAGUCUUUGGGCCCUGCGCAGUUCUCCCUCCUUCUAUCCUGCAGUGGAAGGUGGGGGGUUCCAAAGACAUCACGCAAGAAAGUGUGUCACUUUUCCAUAUGAUUGUCCCCCAAAUAGAAAUUCUCGUCCUUGGCACGGGUGCGCGCCUGGAACGUAUCCAUCCGUCAGUUCUGACUCUUCUUAGGAGCAAAGGCAUCGCGGUGGAGGUGCAAGACACGGCAAAUGCAUGUGCAACCUUCAACUUCCUGAUAAGUGAAAACCGGGUAGUGGCCGCCGGUCUCAUCCCUCCGUCGAUGAGCAUGGAACUGGAGGUGAAGAAUCAGUAGUCACCAAGAUACCCAAAGGAAAAACUCUGUGGUGAUGCUCUUCUCAGAUUUCAGCUGUCAUUCAAAAUGAGGUUUGAUGAGCUGGACUGACGCCGCUUCAAAAACUCUUGAAAUCAGUUGGACGUUUGCAAGGCAGGCACCAAAGUUGGCAUCAUGUGUGACUUUCUGCUUGUAAAUAAACCUCAUUUGAUAUGUCUAAAUUAUAUAUUUAAGCCUGUGUAUGUGGAUGAUUUGCAUAUGUGUCGUUUAUGUUGUUAUUAAUGUUUAAAGGCAUUACACAUGCAUAAAGUUCCUGUUUGUGCUGCUAAAGAGUCCCAUGCAUUCAUGUAAUAAUUUUUGCAAAGAACACUAAAUAUAUACAGUAUUCAUAAUAAUCACAUGCUUUGUUUUGGAAUAGCUUUCGUGUAGACAUCAAUUGUGUACUGUAAAGUGAUUGUUCUACUGCCUUUUUGACCAUGUUACAGUUCAACACCAUCAGCACAGGUGUGAUCUCCUCUCCUAACUAAUUUGGCUAUUUGGUGUUGUGCUACAACAUUCCUUGCGCAUGGGGG
Molecule: messenger RNA, 1157 nt
Organism: Corythoichthys intestinalis (scribbled pipefish)
Lineage: Eukaryota; Metazoa; Chordata; Actinopteri; Syngnathiformes; Syngnathidae
Gene: ndufaf3
Product: NADH:ubiquinone oxidoreductase complex assembly factor
Exons: 6
Coding region: 46-606 (186 amino acids)
Biological process (GO): mitochondrial respiratory chain complex I assembly
Cellular component (GO): mitochondrial inner membrane
Source: RefSeq, a predicted model, not a curated record